Calypte anna (Anna's hummingbird) is the source of this 1175-nucleotide messenger RNA. It is a transcript of the gene CATIP, whose product is annotated as ciliogenesis associated TTC17 interacting protein. The transcript is spliced from 9 exons. NCBI's taxonomy places the organism in Eukaryota, Metazoa, Chordata, Aves, Apodiformes, Trochilidae. The record is from RefSeq and is a predicted model, not a curated record. The coding region runs from base 1 to 1164 and encodes 387 amino acids. Gene Ontology annotation, biological process: actin filament polymerization; cilium organization.
AUGGAGCACCACCCCAAGGGCCAGCGGGACACCCCAGCCCUCACGCAGGCAGCCGCCGAGCUCCUGAAUCUCAUCGGGCCGGAGGAGCUGGAGCGCUGCCUGUUCACUGAGAGGCUGGAAGUGGUGGCAGCAGGGGAUGAGCCGAGGGACCAGGCUGCAGGGGACCAGCCAGGGGACCAGACUAUGGGCCAGUGGUGGGCAGCAGCCCAAUGGGCACCCUACAAGCAGGCAGGCAAGCCGAUGCGGAGCUGCCUCCUGGUGCGAGCUGGCUUCCGUGUCAGGCGGGAUGGCGUGCCCUGCUCCAGCACCCUCAAAGCCUAUGUGACCCCGCUGCUUGAGACCCUGGAGCAGGAGGAGCAGGAGCGUCUGGAGCUCAGAGCACAUCUGGUAGAGAGGAGGAUCCAUAUGGUGUACCACGAGCACGGCAUGACUGUCACUAGGACGCUCCAGGAAGGAGAAGAAGAACCACAGACUCGGAGCUUUUACUACCUCCGGGCUGAGCUGCAGGGGGUGAUGCCAGAAGGUGCCAGCAUCCUGCUGCUGCGGGUGCUGGCGUGCCAGCAGGCUGUGCCCGCUGGCCUCGUCUUCCCGACCAUCGACACCGAGGGCCAACUCUGCACCUCCAGCUACCGUGCCCUGGGCAUCCAGCAGCAGGCAGUGGGCUCAGCAGAGGCAGAGGUGUUUGUGAUGGAGCGAGCUGUGCACACCAGGGCAGGCACCUCCACCAUCUGGCACAGCAGCUUCCUCCCCAGCGGGCGUUUGGUCCGACGGAUGCAGGUCGGCUCCCCAAUGCUGGUGCUUCUGCAGAAUGAGUCUGCCCUUGGUGAAACAAGUGAGGUCGAGCCCCAGCCUCCCUCUCCCAAACGGCCCCUGGACUGGGAGGAGGACAUCCAGCUUUAUUCCUGGUUCCUGAACAGGAAGGAGGAGCUGGAAGCAUCCCAUACUGAAUACCUCGAGCAGCACCCCGAGUUCUGGGCAGUGCUGAGCGACUUCAUCCAGGCCGUGCUUCUGCGGCAGCCCUGCGACCUCAUCUCCUUUGCCGCCCAAUUCUUUGCCCCAUUCAAUCGCCAGCGCCCUCCUGGGACCCGCUUUGCCUGUGCCAGAGUUGCCAGACCCCCUCUCCGCGGUCCCCUGCCUCACCACCCUCCAGCUAAGGGGGAAUAAAGCUGUCAGUG